Messenger RNA from Paramuricea clavata, 1248 nucleotides. The record is from the annotation of a GenBank genome assembly. Lineage: Eukaryota; Metazoa; Cnidaria; Anthozoa; Malacalcyonacea; Plexauridae.
AUGAAUACGACAGAAAGCGAACUCCAACCAGGCUUCAGAAGGAGCUGUAUGACUACCAUCAAAGGACCUCGAACCAGAAGUGUUGUCACAUUUAAUCCAACAACAAUCAGUCCUGGGGAAGAGUUAUAUAUCAAUAUUCCGAAACUCAAACCUUCUUCUUGCUUAGUCCCCGGAUCACUUGCCUUUCUUUUUGACUUCAAGAAUUCCAACACAAAGAGCCGCUUCAGCAAUAACCUUGCCAAACUGCUAGCAAAACGUCUUCAGGUAAAGGUAGCCGGUAAGACUGCCUAUGACUGUUCAGGAGAAAGCUUAUUCGAAGUGUACAAAGACCUAUGGUUAACACUAGGUAGGAAAAAGAUGACUGAACAGGGCCUCGCAAGUGAGAAUCUCAGGAAGUUAAUAUCAGGCGACGACACAGGGGUAAAGGUAGGUGAUGCCGGUAAAGUAGCAGAUGCACUUCUACACACUAUAUACGGCUCUAAGCUGAGAAAACGGAUUGACAAAAUAAUUGCCGAUCAUGGGCUCUAUGUACCAUUCUUUAUGAAUAACAAUCCAAUGUACAUCCUUACACUCCCACAAGCAGAUGAGAUUAUGACUGCACAAGGAGGUAAACAGGUAGAUGGAUACAAACUCGCCAAUCUUGAGUUAGAAUACGAGACCAUUGAGAAUGACACCCUUACAAGUGAAGUAUCAAGGAUGUAUUCCACAGGCCGCUCACUGUCCUACAAACAUGUUACACUAAUGCGUACAAGUAACUGGGACAAGGAUCUUACCAUUGUCAAUGCGAAUAUCAAUAUCCCCAGAAAGAGCAUGUCAGCAAUUGUCCUCCUAUUUACCAACAGAGUGAGAACUGAUUCAGAAGAGUACAUUUACCCAAACAUUGAUAACGUCAACGUAACCAUUGAGGGGGUGCCAAAUGCGGUCUUCUCCCAAGGUCUCCCCAAAAACAGGUUCUUCGAAGAGGCAAAAAGAUUCUUCUGCCCAAUGUGUGAGAAAACAAUGGCUGACGAAUUUAUGUCCAUCAGCAAGUUCUUCAGCAAUGGUUUCGCUCUGGUGAUUGAUCUUAGGUCAACACAGGAUGACACCACUGGGGGAGGCAAGAAGAUAGUUAACACACAGUCAGGCGUAUACGUACUCCUGGAAAUCAAAAAGAGAGCCACAACAUCUGACGUUCAAUGCAACAUUUUUGUUGUAUCAGAUGCUCUCCUAAACUUUGCCAAUAGAGAUCUAUCAAGUAUUCAAUACUAA